AUGGCUUCCGCUCUGAACAAACGCCAGCAGGCGCGUAACGAGCGCCAGCUACAGGAGCUGAUCAAGACAGUGCCUGGAAACGGGGCAUGCGCCGACUGUGGUGCGAAGAAUCCAGGAUGGGCAAGCUGGAGCUUGGGCAUCUUUCUAUGCAUGCGCUGCGCAGCCUUGCACCGCAAGCUGGGAACACACAUCUCCAAGGUCAAAUCGCUGAGCAUGGACAAGUGGGAUAAUGCGCAGGUUGAUAACAUGAAGCGCAUCGGCAACGCAGAGUCGAACAAGAUAUACAACCCGCGCAACGCGAAGGCGCAGAUACCAAUCGAUGUCGACGAAGUAGACGGUGCUAUGGAGCGCUACAUUCGACAAAAGUACGAGCAGCGCAUGUACAUGAACGCAUCGCAACCGGGCACGCGACACAACACGGGCAGUACGAGCUCCGAAGACAGACCGCCGCCACUGCCGCCGAAGCCCACAGGGCGGUUUGGCUUUGGGCUGAGGAAGACGUCAACAUCGAAGAAUCUCUCGCCUCCAACAUCUCCAGGCUUAGGAUUUGGACAGGAAACCUCGCCGCCGCGAGUCAACAAGCCAUCCCGAGUCUUUGGGUCCAACAUACACACGUCCGGCGAUGGUCUCGACUCGAAAUUGGCGACGCUGCGAGACAUGGGUUUCCCAGACGACAAGCGCAACUCGACCGUCUUGAAGGGCUUGAACGGAAAUCUAGACAAGACUGUGGAGGCGUUGAUCCGGCUGGGGGAGCAGGGUACUGGAAAAUCUGGACGCACGACGCCGACUCCACCUGCGAAGAAUGCCGCAAAUGGCCUGUCGUUUGACAAUGUUCCGCACAACGCAUCUGCUGCGACUUCGACCAAUCCGUUCGACGCGCUGGAUGCGGCGCCUCUGGCUCAGCAGCAGCCUCAGAAUCAGCAAUUCAACUACAGUGGGCAGCAACAGCAGGCAAACCAACAGGCGAACUCCUACAAUCCAUUCUUGUCACAGGGCCAGCAAGGCCAGUAUCAGCAGGGAGGAGCACAGCAACAACAAAACUACGGCCAGCAGCAGCAAUCCCAGCAGCAUCAACCAACUCAGCAACAGCAGAGCUAUGGCCAGCCGUACAAUCCAUUCGGGCAACAGCAUCAGCAUCAGCCUCAGCAGCAGCAGCAGCAGCAGCAAUCGCAACAGAGUCUGGAGCAGUCGUUCCAUGGUAUGCAACUGUCCCAGCAACAGCCUCAGCAGUAUCAACAGCCACAGCAACCUGCACAGCCGUUGUUUCCAAAUCGGACAGGAGGACUCGCCCAACCUAACCCUCCGUUUGCGCAAACGAAUCCUUUCCAGCAGUCUUUCACACCACCGCCCAUGCCACAGAUACCCGAGCAAUACAGCUCAUUUUACACAGCUCAACCACAGUACCAGACGCUGUCUCAGCCAGCAAGCCCAGGAAACCCCUUCUUGAAGUCUUCCAAGAGUCAGCUAUUCGCACCUUCAGCAAACGCCAAUCCUUUUGGCUCCAGUCUUGCCCAAGGACAACCGCAGCAACUCCAGCAACAGCAGACGUCGCAACAGCAAGCGUUCAAUCCCUGGACGUCCCAGCAGCAGACACAAACGCCGACCACACAAGCUCCGAAUCCGUUCAACAACAUGGGGUCGAGUUACCAACAAGCGCAAACACGGACGACCCAAGCGGCCAACCCCUGGCAGUACCAGCAACAGCCCGGUCAGCAGCCCAGCUACCCUCAAAACAACACGCCAUUCGACAAGUACGCGGCAUUUUCACAGUACAGCCAACAGCAGUCUGCGCCCCAGCGGUCAGCGACAAUGCCAAACCUGCUGAUGGGUCAGGCAGGGGCUGGAGCACAAGCACCAGCCACACCAGCCACACCCGCUGCGCCCGCGGCGCCCGCGGCCACCGCGGCCACUGAUGCUUUGUCGUUCUCGGGCCAUUCGAACCCCUUCACAAGCGCAGCACCUACGCAAGCAGCGCCACAAGCCAAACCCCUGUCUGCCAUAUCCCAAACACAGGGCAUUAGGCACGCGAGCAAUGAGAGCGUGGACUUUGCAGGAUUGAUGGGCGGACGGCAUUCGCCUGAUGCGUUUGGAUCGUUGAGCUCGAGCUUCAGGAGAUGA
Messenger RNA from Ascochyta rabiei, 2118 nucleotides. RefSeq names its product Protein gts1. The transcript has 4 exons. Gene Ontology annotation, molecular function: GTPase activator activity; protein binding. Lineage: Eukaryota; Fungi; Ascomycota; Dothideomycetes; Pleosporales; Didymellaceae. The record is from RefSeq and is a predicted model, not a curated record. Gene Ontology annotation, cellular component: Golgi apparatus. The coding region runs from base 1 to 2118 and encodes 705 amino acids. Gene Ontology annotation, biological process: endocytosis; intra-Golgi vesicle-mediated transport; endoplasmic reticulum to Golgi vesicle-mediated transport.